GCGGCGGCCGCGUCCGUGGGGACCGGCGGGUGGCUGCGCGCGAUGCUGCAGCUGCGGGACACGGUGGACUCGGCGGGCACGAGCCCCACGGCGCUGCUGGCGGCCGGCGAGGAUGCGGGCGCGGGCCGGCCGGGGGCGGACACACCGCUGCGCCAGACGCUGUGGCCGCUGAGCGUCCACGACCCUACCCGGCGCGCCCGUGUCAAGGAGUACUUCGUGUUCCGGCCCGGCACCAUCGAGCAGGCGGUGGAGGAGAUCCGCGCCGUCGUGCGACCCGUGGAGGACGGAGAGAUCCAGGGGGUGUGGCUGCUGACCGAGGUGGACCACUGGAACAACGAGAAGGAGCGGCUGGUGCUCAUCACCGACCAGUCGCUGCUCAUCUGCAAGUAUGACUUCAUCAGCCUUCGGUGCCAGCAGGUGGUCAGGGUGGCGCUCAGCGCGGUGGACACCAUCUCCUGUGGAGAGUUCCAGUUUCCUCCCAAGUCGCUCAACAAGCGAGAAGGCUUUGGGGUUCGCAUCCAGUGGGACAGGCAGAGCCGCCCUUCUUUCAUCAACAGAUGGAACCCCUGGUCCACCAACAUGCCCUACGCCACCUUCAUAGAACACCCUAUGGCCGGCAUGGACGAGAAGACCGCGUCUCUGUGCCAGCUGGAAAGCUUCCAGGCUCUCUUGAUCCAAGCUGUCAAGAAAGCCCAGAAGGAAAGCCCACUGCCAGGACAGGCGAACAGCGUGCUGGUGCUGGAGCGCCCACUCCUCAUCGAGACCUACGUGGGACUCAUGUCCUUCAUUAACAACGAAGCCAAGCUGGGUUACUCCAUGACUAGGGGCAAGAUAGGCUUCUAGACGGCCGUGUCCUCAAGAAAACCAAGGUUGUGGGGAUUCAGUGUGCAACCUCAUGCUACCCACCAUGGCUGGAGAGAGCACAGGCAAUGUCCCUUUAGGUGUCUGAUUAGAAUAGUCAAGUGAAUUAUAUAUAUAUAUAUAUAUAUCUAGUUGGAUAUUAGACACCUUGGCAACUUGAUAGGUGAAGGCAGGAAUACUGACUGUCCCAUGCCACUGUGUUCCUUCUGUAACUCCACAUAAGUGUUUCCUCCAUGUCCCUGCGGGGCUUGUUCUUCCUGCCCUGCCCCUCCAGCAUGCCUAGCAGGGUGUGCCCGCCCCUUCUGCUCCGUGGACUGCUGAACACGAGACGGAGCACAGUGAUUCUGGAGCCUGCACCGCUACUGCACAAGCGUUAACACCCCCCCCCCCCGUCAAGUUUUGUAUUUUAAAAUUCAGCCCAUUUUUUCAAAGCUAAAUACAAUAGCAGUCCGUAGACCAGUUACCAAGAAAGGCUGCCUGCCUUCUGUGAGUGCAUGUGACCUAAAGCCACGCUUUGUAAAAUUAAUCCAGGUUGGGUUAACUCAGCAAUUUUCCUAGGCCCAGAAAAGGUCCAUUUCAUGACAUAAUCCAGCCCCUCCCGGAAGUUGUGGUAGUGGGUUUACAUCAUCGUGUCUCUGUUUAAAAGGGACUGAGUGGUUUGGUUUAAGAAGUGCAUGUUUAUUAAUAAACAGACCAGCCUGGACCCCAGGCACCAUCAGCCUUCCUGAGCUUUGCAGGGCUUCAGCACGCCAACCUCACACAGCUUUGCAGGGCUUCAGCACGCCAACCUCACACAGCUUGUCCCUGAGCUUCGCAGGGCUUCAGCACGCCAACCUCACACAGCUUGUCCCUGAGCUUCGCAGGGCUUCAGCGCGCCAACCUCACACAGCUUGCCCCACAGCUCUACCACUUGCCAAUACAACUCUAGUUGCUGGCCUGUCACGUGACACCCCUGCCCCGCUUUAAGUUAACCAGCAUGGAUGUGACUAGGAUGUCAGGGCCUGUCCAGGUGGAAAGGUGACCUCGGAUGCACCCGGUCUUCACCCUGUGCUUUUGGUCUCAUAGUAAAGACGUUGAAAACCAAA
Molecule: messenger RNA, 1946 nt
Organism: Mesocricetus auratus (golden hamster)
Lineage: Eukaryota; Metazoa; Chordata; Mammalia; Rodentia; Cricetidae
Gene: Tprg1l
Product: tumor protein p63 regulated 1 like
Exons: 4
Coding region: 43-843 (266 amino acids)
Cellular component (GO): synaptic vesicle; cytoplasm
Source: RefSeq, a predicted model, not a curated record